This is a messenger RNA of Zingiber officinale, 1355 nucleotides long. RefSeq names its product nudix hydrolase 2-like. The record is from RefSeq and is a predicted model, not a curated record. The coding region runs from base 221 to 1081 and encodes 286 amino acids. Gene Ontology annotation, molecular function: ADP-ribose diphosphatase activity; NADH pyrophosphatase activity; NAD binding. The transcript has 9 exons. NCBI's taxonomy places the organism in Eukaryota, Viridiplantae, Streptophyta, Magnoliopsida, Zingiberales, Zingiberaceae.
UCGUCCAUGGUUUUCCACUUCCCUCCACCGAUUACCUUUUUCUUCGCCCUUUGCCGGAGUUGAUAUCCUUCCUACGAAGCUGAAAAUGGAGACGCUCCAGCGUGCGUUGGCUUAGCCUUUCGACAUCCAGAGUCGCCUUCGCCUAAGAGCAUUCCGCUACGAGUUCCAGCUCCUUUACUGUCCGGGAAAAGGGAAGCAACAAUCCAUUCAAGAGAGAACAAUGUCGAUAUCAACCAGUUCAUCAUCUGUUUUGGCUCCAAAAUUGCACUUUGAUAGUGAUGAAGAUGUUGCUUUACUCACUGCUGUCAAUGAUGAGCAUGGGGGUGUUAUUGUUGAAAUUAAGGACCCCAUGGAUUCUACAGAUUUCAGUACUUCAUUAAGAUCUUCUUUAAUAAAUUGGAAGAAACAGGGUAAAAAAGGUGUUUGGAUUAAACUUCCUAUAAAUCUUGCAAAUCUUAUUGAAGCUGUUGUUCAGGAGGGCUUUUUAUACCACCAUGCAGAACCAACUUAUUUAAUGCUGGUUCGUUGGCUUCCCAAUACUCAACACACAAUACCUGCAAAUGCCUCACAUAGAGUUGGAAUUGGGGCUUUUGUGAUGAAUGAUAACAGAGAGAUUUUGGUAGUCCAAGAAAAGAAUGGCAUACUUAAAGGAUCAGGAUUUUGGAAGUUUCCAACAGGAGUUGUUGAACAAGGCGAAGACAUACAUGCCGGAACAAUAAGGGAAGUAAAAGAAGAGACAGGAAUUGAUACUGAAUUUGUUGAAGUUCUGGCAUUCAGGCAGACCCACAAGGCAUUCUUCGAGAAAUCAGAUUUAUUCUUUCUAUGCUUGUUGCGCCCUCUCUCAUUCGACAUUCACAUACAAGAACUAGAGAUCGAAGCUGCCCAGUGGAUGCCGAUUGAGGAAUACGCAAAUCAACCUUUUGUCCAGAAACACGAACUGCUGAAGUAUAUUCUCGAAGUUAGCUUGGCAAAGAUCGACAAAGGCUACUCUGGAUUCUCACCUGUUCAAAUAAGAUCAACUUUCUUCGGGCAACAAAGAGAGGAAUGCCUCUUUUUGAACAGCAGGGACUUCAACCAUUAGAGACCUGUUUGAUCUCGUACACUAAUUAAUCGUCAAGAACCAGGAUGAGAUCUCGGCCGGAUCAGAUGAUCAAACAGAGGCCUAUGGCCGACUCCUCUAUAGAAUUUGUGUUCUCGAAUCCCCCUCGAUCCACUGUUUUGCGUCGAUGUUGUUUUCUACUGUUAAUGCUCUUUGUAAUGUCUCAUUUUGAUCGAUUACUUUGAGACACUUAGGUGUCCAUUUAGCACAAGUUGUUCUGUGAAAUCUUUAUUAGUAGGGAUACAAUUCAUGUUAA